AUGCCGAAGAAAAAAUACCCAAACGAAAAAAUCCGGAAACUACAAAACGAAUUCUUUGGAGCUCAAAGAUCACAAAAAAUAGUAAAAUGUUAUUCCCGACCUCAAAAGCGCUUUUCCCAACAACUCGAAAUCCAAAUGGGCUUUGGCGAUGGGAAAAUAGCAGAAACGACUUCUGAGCAAGCAGAGACCUCUGUCGUCAUAUCAGAAGAAGUUGAGAAACGCCUUGAUGAGUUGACUGAAACGACUCAGACAUUAGAAAACAGUGGUGACUUGAAGUUUAAAAAGAAACGGUUGAACUUCUUCAAGCUCUUUCAGUUCAUGAAGAAAGACGAAGUCACUGCACAAGUGAUUGAGACGGAACUGAAAGAAAUACAAGUAGAGACCAAUCUUGUUCACAAAGAACCCAUUAACAUAAUCAAAGACAUUCCAAUUGAUAUGAAAAAUGUGGUCGAUACCAAAGUCGAAGUCCUUCCCCCCAAAGAAGUCGAACUGAAAAAGUCCGAAGUCAAUCCACUUGUCCAUAUUAGUGACACUAAAAUCCCUCUUUGGAUCGAUGAGAAUGAUAAAACUAAGGUCCGUAUUAUGAGGGCGGGAUUUUUAAUUGGUGUCGGAGCAAUGAUCAUGAUAUGUGUCAUCUUUUUUAUAGUGUUAGGAAUUUUGAUUUAG
Molecule: messenger RNA, 666 nt
Organism: Entamoeba invadens IP1
Lineage: Eukaryota; Evosea; Mastigamoebida; Endamoebidae
Exons: 2
Coding region: 1-666 (221 amino acids)
Source: RefSeq, a predicted model, not a curated record